AUGACAUUAUCUGCUUUUUUAACAGCCCCCCCUGCAGAUGUAAGACAAGUAAAUGUGGUGAGACAGAAUGAAAACAGUAUAACUUUAGAAUGGGAAAAAGUUGAUAACAUCCCAACAUACAGACUGAAGAUGAAUGAUGGUGAUGCUAUAGAUGUGCCUGUCACUGCUGAUGAUAUAGUAAACCACGUGGUCUCUGGUCUGACUGCUGGGACAAGAUACAGUUUUAUUCUAUAUACUGUGUCUAAUGGAGACAGCAGCUCUGGAUAUUCAUUCACUGCUGUGACAGUUCCCAGAGAGGUUUCCUCAGUCACUGUUACAGAGCGCUUUGAGGACAGGGUCACUCUACAGUGGGAUAAUCAAAAUACAGAAUGGAAAUACCAGCUAACAGUUAAUGACAAUGAUAUUGAAAUUAAUCAAAAGGAUGAAAAUAUUGUAUAUAAUGUCAUUAAUCUGAAGCCUGGAACAAAGUAUUCAUUCAGCAUCACCACCAUCUUCUCUGGAGUCCUGAGCACUCCUUACCAUGUUGACACAGUGACUAAAAUCAACUGUAGUAGUGUAACCUGGCAUGUUACGAAUUCAUCAAUCAAAGGAACAGUUGAAGGCCUGUUUUCUAAAGCAACUGCCUCCAAUGAAUCUGAAACGCAUGACAGUCCAGAAGGGAAAGACGUGUCAUUUACUGGCCUCUAUCCUGGUGCAACAUAUGAGAUUUCUCUUGAGUAUAACCUGGCCUCCACAAUGCUUCCUCAGUGUAGCAUCAAAAUACCAAUCAUUCCUCCUUCAGUAACUGCUGACUGUAGCUACUGGGCCUCUGGUUAUGGUGCUAAGAUUAACAUGGAAUCACCCAAUGGUGUGCUGACGGCUGUUGAAGUUACAAUAAAUAAAAAAAAAUUAACAAUAAAUGAAACAGAUAUUGAAACUGGACUCAUUGUAAAGGGACUUCAACCCGCCACAAGAUAUGAAGUCUCUUUGGUUUCACAGCUGGAGGCAGAAAAUUUGAUCAGACGAUCUGAACCAUCAGUUUUUUUCUGUUCAACUGAUAACAGAGGAGUCAUUGCAGGAUCAUUGGUUGGUGUGCUGCUAUUUGUUGUUCUGAUCUGUUUGAUCAUAUUUAUCGUCCGUAAAAGACCAGAUUUUAUCCGAAGAAAGAAAUCCUUUCUUUCUGGAUCCCAAAAGUCAGAUUCAAAGGCGAAAGCCAUUCCUUUGGAUCAGUUCCCAGACCACUUCCGUCAGCUGGAAUUAGAUGAAAACAGAGGUUUCAGUCAGGAAUAUGAGUCCCUUGCUUCUGUUGGCAUUGACCAAACUCGCAGUGCAGCCACUGUGCCAGAAAAUAAAGCGAAGAACAGAUUCACCAACAUCCUUCCUUAUGACUGGAGUCGUGUGAAGCUUGUCGGUUCAAAUGUUACUUCAGACUACAUAAAUGCUAACUACCUACCUGGUUAUAACAGCAACAAAGAGUACAUUGCCACACAGGGUCCUCUGCCCUCCACAGUCAAUGAUUUCUGGAGGAUGGUUUGGGAACAAAAAGUGAGGAGAAUUGUCAUGGUUACCAAUUGCAUUGAAGCAGGACGGACCAAGUGUGAACAAUACUGGCCUGAAGACAGAAAGCAGUGUCGAUACGGAGAACUGACGGUCUCCAAAAAGUCUGAGGAAAAGGAAUCCAACUGGAUCCAGAGGGAGUUUACACUGAAACAUAGUAACGACCCAGAGCAACGUACAGUGAAACACUUCCACUUCACUGCCUGGCCUGACCAUGGGGUACCUACGAGCACAGAAGUGCUGAUCCGUUUCAGGAGACUCAUGAGACAGCACAUAGAAAGUGAAGGGAGUAAAGCACCAACUGUGGUUCACUGCAGUGCUGGCGUAGGGAGGACGGGCACCAUUAUCGCCCUGGACGUUCUGCUUCAGCAGCUUCAGCGAGAAGAGAAGGUUGGCAUCAAAGGCUUUGUUGAAAAGAUGAGGCGGCAUCGAUCACAUAUGGUGCAGACAGAGUCCCAGUAUGUCUUCCUGCACCAGUGCAUCAUGGACAGCCUGCAGCUUCCUGAGACGCAGGAGGAGAACGUAUAUGAGAACGACCAUAUAUAUGUCAACACCACCGCUCUCAAAAAUUUACGUUGACAAAAGAUGAAUCAACUCCCAGCCCUGCACUAGGAUUCAUUGCACUUAAUGACAAACUAAUAAUGUUAGAGUAAUGGUACUGAUAUAUAUUGAAUAUGUAUAUUCAAUAUAAUAUUCAAUAUAAUAUGAAUAUUUUUAUUGUGAAAGAAUGCUUUUAUAAUUUAAAUUAUGGCUUGUCUCAUCUGCCAGCUGUUAUUAUUCUAUUAUUAUAAUUAUUAUAAUUAU
Cyprinodon variegatus (sheepshead minnow) is the source of this 2340-nucleotide messenger RNA. Its product is annotated as receptor-type tyrosine-protein phosphatase H-like. The record is from RefSeq and is a predicted model, not a curated record. Bases 1 to 2115 code for a protein of 704 amino acids. The transcript is spliced from 14 exons. Gene Ontology annotation, biological process: protein dephosphorylation. Gene Ontology annotation, molecular function: protein binding; protein tyrosine phosphatase activity. NCBI's taxonomy places the organism in Eukaryota, Metazoa, Chordata, Actinopteri, Cyprinodontiformes, Cyprinodontidae.